AUGACUGAGUUGAAUGUUUUGCUUGAUUAUUGUGGUGGUAAGAACCCAGACGAAUUCAAGUUUGAUGGCGCUGACGAAGACAAUGAAAUUAGCACAGGCACGUUUACAAUUGCUAAAAUGAUGGAACUUCUGCUUAAAGAGAUGUCCUGGAACGUUUAUAAAACCCAGUUUGAAGCAGCGGCAACUAGUAACUGUUGGAACGGAAAAGAACGAGCAACAGCACUGAUUCUGGCUCUGCGAGGUUCAGCAGCAGAGGUUCUUCAGACGAUUCCGGCGGAGAACCACUUCAACUAUGAAAUUCUGGUUAGCGCGUUGGAUUUACGUUAUGGUGAAAAACACAUGAAACAGAUUUAUCGGUCUCAGCUUAGAAACAGAACGCAACGAUCUGGUGAAUCCAUUCAGCAGCUGGCACAAGAUAUCGAACGGUUGACAUUGCUGUCGUAUCCGACAUCAGACCCCGAGCAUAGAGACGAAACUGCCCUGGAUACGUUUAUCGAAGCCCUUCGUGAUUCGGAACUCAAACAAUCCCUUCUCUUGUCAGAUAAACGAAAACACAAGGACGCCGUUGCGCAUAGUCUCACUUUUGAAUCGGCAAAGAAAGCAUCAAAAAGUGACGUACGUCUACGCCAAGUACAUGAAGAAUGCUCUUGCCAGAAGGUGGUUGUGAAACGCAAACCCCAACAGCAUGGUGUACCCCAAUGCUGGAUUUGUGGUGAAAAAGGCCAUCUACGUCGUGAUUGUAAACACCGCCUAAAAGAUAACUACUGCCGAAAUUGCGCGACAAGAUGGCGCAAAAGAAGAGAAGAUGGUCCUGUAUCACGAUCUAACGAAGGGGCGGAAAACAAAUAA
Molecule: messenger RNA, 849 nt
Organism: Helobdella robusta
Lineage: Eukaryota; Metazoa; Annelida; Clitellata; Rhynchobdellida; Glossiphoniidae
Exons: 3
Coding region: 1-849 (282 amino acids)
Molecular function (GO): zinc ion binding; nucleic acid binding
Source: RefSeq, a predicted model, not a curated record